GUUGUUCUAACACUGAAGUCAGAAAGUUUGCAGUCGGCUGUAGCUUACGUUUCAAUUUUAGUCACGAUAGAAAGAUAUUGACAGAUAUAAUUGCAAACCUCUGCAUGAAUAUAGAGAUUAAAGAUGGAGAGUAUAGAACUGAUUGUUGAAUAUGCAGAGCAAAGGGAAAAGAUAUAUAAGGAAUUUUUGGAAAGACUGAAAGAGUGGAUAUCAAUCAGGCCCAGGACUAUUCAAGGCUUACUUGAUCUUAUCAGUUACAUUGACAGCUUUCACAAAGGUGCUAAUGUUGCCAAUAUUGUUGGUUCUGCAGCAGGCAUUGCAGGGGCAGGUGGAGUCCUUUUGGCACCAUUCACCGGUGGCUUGUCUUUGGCUGUUGGAGGCAUUGCCGCAAGUGCUGUGGGUGCCGCUACAAGUCUCGUUGCUUCCUUCCAGGAUAACAGUGUUGCAAGGGAAAACUGCGGGAAAGCACAGGAACUUAUAGAUAAAGAUGCAAAAGCAACUAAUGCACUGACAAGCUCAAUGAAACAAUACCAUGAGAUGACACAGAAGCUAAGCGACUGUCUAAGAAGUGCCCAUGGUAAGAUAAACUUUGAGUCACUGCCACCAAUUGUGGCUAAUAGUCAGGCUGCUUCAAGUUACUUACUGGGUACUGGGCUGGUUGCUUCUGCUUCUGCAUUUGGCAAAGGAGCCAGUAAAGCAGGAGCCAGACUACUUCCAGUCGUUAGUGUAGUAUGCAUAGCCAUUGAUGUAUGGUCAAUUGUCACCACCACCGUGGAUAUGGUGGAAGGAUCGAAAAGUGAAGCGGGCAAAGAAUUGUUGAAGGUAGUUCAGAAGCUUCGAAAACAGGGACGUAAGUUAAGUAUACAUAUUAUAGAGGCGAUCAGACUAAAGUCUCAGGAUGCACCGUGCAAAGAUAAUGAGAAACAAUUGAUAUGGCAACUACUUCAACUAUAUGAAAAAGAAAAAGAGACUGAAUCAGAUUCUUCUGAUAGCGAUGAAUCUGAUGAUGAAAAUAGUAUAAAUUUUUGCCUGAUGAAUGCCAGAUCAGUGUUUAACAAAUGGGAAGUAAUAGCAAAGUAUGUGGUUCAGAAAAGUACUGAUGUUUUGGCAGCGACAGAAACUUGGGACCGUUUAAAACCAAUGGUAACGACAUUAUUAGGUUAUUACCCAUUCUUUUAUCUCCCUCGUGAAGCAAGAAGAGGUGGAGGAGUUGGAGCUCUAAUUAAGAGUGAUAUCAAGAUAAUCGACAUCAAAUGUAACUUUAAGUUUCAAACCUUUGAAUGCAUAAAUUGUAUCUUACUCGUGGAUUCAAAAGGAAGAACUAGUAGUAUGAUAGAUAUCUACAUACUUUACAGACCUCCAAAUUUAGUUUUAGGACCUUUCCCUGAAGAAUUUAAGUCCCUGAUAAAAGGAUCUCUUUCAAACAGCAAAGUCAUUAUUAUGGGUGACUUUAAUGUCGACUGGAAAAGAUCAGAGACAAAUAAAUACGAGUUAAGUAAGACAAAUAAGAUGAGGGACUUGUUGUGUGAACUUCAACUCCGCCAGCAUGUAGAAGAAGAAACACACAAGAAAGGUAGAAUCCUGGAUUGGGUAGUAACUGGAAACUUGGAGCCAUAUCGUCUAUCAAAUCUCCGUGUUGACAGACUAAGGGACCUUGAUCAUUAUCCAGUUACUUUCACACUUGAAUUGAAACGAUAAACUGACCAUGACCAUAUUGGCACAGCGCUAUGCAUUUGGAAAGCACUAUCCUUAAAACAACUAAAUUUUUCACUUGACAAAACAAAAUCCUUUGUGCUAUUUAUAAAUCAAUAUGACUUGUCCCCUUCAAUUUAGUUCUCUCUAUAACAAAUAUGCCAUUUCUGAUUAUUUAAAAUUAUGGAAUGCGUCCUGGAAUAUAAUUCGACAAUCUGUAAGCAGUACUUUUAAGGGUGGAUUUCAAUAUUGUGAAGAAAGUCUGCAGGAGUCAAUUCUGGAGAGUGGAAUGGAAUGGAAUGAGAAAUUUAGGCCCAAGGCCAAGCACAUGGUCCUAUAAGGUCAUUCAGCACUGAAAGAGACAUUGACAGUAAGAGGGUUUGAGAGGUGCAACAGGAGGAAAACCUUGCAGUUGCAGGAUGAAACAAUUGUCAGGAAAGGCUGGAAAGUAAGACGGCAGAAAAGAAAUAUAUGAAGGGAGGUACAGUAAAAGGAAUGUAAGAAGGUGCAGCUAGGGGCCGAGGAGACGCUGCAAAGACCUUUAAGUAAUGCCUAGAGUGCACCACGUGAGGUGCACUGACGGUAGUAUACCCCUACGGGGAGUUCUGGAGAGUAAUCCAGUUUGGA
Molecule: messenger RNA, 2319 nt
Organism: Macrobrachium nipponense
Lineage: Eukaryota; Metazoa; Arthropoda; Malacostraca; Decapoda; Palaemonidae
Exons: 2
Coding region: 124-1698 (524 amino acids)
Biological process (GO): lipid transport; lipoprotein metabolic process
Cellular component (GO): extracellular region
Molecular function (GO): lipid binding; catalytic activity
Source: RefSeq, a predicted model, not a curated record